Messenger RNA from Juglans regia (Persian walnut), 885 nucleotides. RefSeq lists its product as uncharacterized. The transcript has 3 exons. Gene Ontology annotation, molecular function: nucleic acid binding. The record is from RefSeq and is a predicted model, not a curated record. The coding region runs from base 1 to 885 and encodes 294 amino acids. Lineage: Eukaryota; Viridiplantae; Streptophyta; Magnoliopsida; Fagales; Juglandaceae.
AUGUCUUGCCUUCCAGAAGUUAUGGAGAAUAUAAAAGUGCUGGAGAAAGGAGGAAAGGCUUCAUUCUGGUUUGACAAAUGGCUUGCUUCAGGCAUAUUAUCAGUUAGCAUAGAGGCUGUACGUAACUCCAAGUUGUUCAUCAAAGAUUGCUGGAUCAAUAAUUCUUGGAACUCUGAUCGUUUAUUGGAGUUAGUGGGUUCGGAACUAACAGAGGAGAUUUUACAAAAUGUGCCAACUAGUAAAAGUGGACAGGACAUCUUCAUCUGGAAACCUUCUCCAGAUGGUAGGUUCUCUACUGGCACAGCGUGGGAGGUGAUGCGAUGCAAAAGCUCGAAUACAUUGUACCAUGAUUGGUUUUGGCACAGUACGUUGCUGAAACGUAUUUCUAUGUGUUUAUGGAAAGCUUGGUCUAAUUGCUUAGCCAUGGAUGACAGAGUGCAGAGCAAGGGCAUUUAUCUGGCUUCUUCAUGUGAUUGUUGUGCACGAAAAGCCACAGAAACUAUCGACCAUGUUUUAGUUUCUGGGGAUGUAGCUUUGACUGUUUGGUCUCAUGGGAGUGCUGUGAUGGGAGUCCCGUUUACGCAUCAGAUGCCUUGGAAAACCAAAGUUAUGAUUGAACGUCCGAGAAUUAGGGCGAAUGAGGUAAAAAUAGUGACUUGGUCCAAACCUCCCUCAGGUUGGGUUAAGCUAAACUGUGAUGGGAGCUAUCGUGGAAAUCCAGGGAACUCGGGAGGUGGUGGAAUUAUCCAUGACUCUAACGGUGUGGUGAAAGCAGCGUUCUCAACUCACUUUGGGAAUGGGACCAAUAACUGUGCUGAGCUUAAGACUGGCUCCGGAAAGGGAGAUGUACCUUAUGGUACCUUUGAGAUUUCUGGGAUGAUAUAA